Molecule: messenger RNA, 1422 nt
Organism: Emiliania huxleyi CCMP1516
Lineage: Eukaryota; Haptophyta; Isochrysidales; Noelaerhabdaceae
Exons: 1
Coding region: 1-1422 (473 amino acids)
Source: RefSeq, a predicted model, not a curated record
AUGUGCACUGCCGGCGACGUCCUCGCCAGCCUCGAGCGCUGCGAUGGGUCUGCCGCCCCGGCUAGCUGUGCCGCCUGGACCGAUCAACGGGUCUGGCCCUCGGGCGCCGGCCUGCCCCUCAAGCCCGCAGACUGUGCCGCUCGGCUGAUGCAAGACUGGCUCUGCGCCCUGCCUACUGUCCCGGUGGGCCCCCUGCCACCGGUUCUGCGCGGAUAUGACAGCCUGCAGUUCGGCGACUUUGGCGAUACGCCGCCCACGAUCUCCAAAUUCCUCGCGCGUUGGGCUCUGAUGCUGUACGUCUCCUCCACAGCCGAGGUCCCCUACCGCUAUGUGCUGCCGACGUCGCGCGCUAGCUCGUGGGCUUGGCUCCCAGGCGGCCCGCACGCCGCCCGCCAGCGGGAGGCUGACUGGCUCGUUGCCGACGUCUGCGCCCGGCACGUGCCCAGCACUGAGGCUGGCGCGGCGGGCCUGGCGGAGGCGAUCAUGGCGCGGGCGCGCGGUGAGCCACCGGCUGGCCGCAGCCGCCGGGUCGCGGCUUCGGGCCGGGAGCCCUACCGCCGCCGGCUUCUUCGCGGGGGCGCGACGUGGGCGGGGCUCUGGUGGGCGGGGCUGCUGCAGGGGCGGGUGCUGACCGCGAUGGGGCCGCGCGCGGCCGCGCUGCGAGAGGCGGCGCUCGCACGCAUCGACGAGGUUGGCGGCGCGGCGGUCAGCAGCCGGCUGUUGCGGCCCCGCGACUGCUCGAUACGCGUCGGCCUCCACGUUCGACGCGGCGAUGCCUGCCAGCGGUGGGCGGCUCCGGCGGACGGCGCCGUCGAUCCCGAGGGCGACUGCGGCACCGCUGUCGGCAGGCCGUGCUACGCCACCUCGCACUACCUGCACGCGGUGCGGAGCCUAGCACGAGCGCACCAGGCGCGCAGCCGCUCCCACGCCGGCGGCGCUGCCUCGGCCAACGGCGAGGGUUGCGUCACGACCAUCCUCCUCGCAUCGGACUCCCCCUCGGUGGCGCUCGAGCUGGCGGCGGCAGCGGCGGCUUCUCGCGACUUGCGGCUGCUGUGGGUCAACAUCCGCCGGGGCGCUGACUGGGGCGGCACCGCAGAGCUGUCGAAUCUCGGGCUGGGUGCGGCCGCCGCCGAGGCAAACUUCAUCGAGCGGCGGAACUCGCGCGGCCUCCUCAACCGCAGCGCCGUCCUGGGCGCCGCCCUGGCCGACAUCUCCCUCCUCGCCACCGCGCACGCCUUUGUGGGCACCGCCGCCUCGUGGCUCUCGCGCCUCGCCCUUCUCUGCGUCAUCGGCCAGUCCGGGUCAGUGCCGCCGUUUGCGCUGGUCGACCGGCCGAUGGCCGAGCUGUGGCACACCACAAAAGGCGGCGCACUCUGCCCACCGCAUGGCGCCGCUCGUGCGCGCAGCGGGCCGCGGCAAUGA